AUGUCUUUUACUCCAGAAGAACUCGAAAUCAACGAAAGUGACGAUGAACAAUAUUAUGAGGACGUGUACUUCGAUUCAGAUCUUGAUAAUGAAACCAGUGAAGUUGAUAACGAACAAAUCAAUCCGACAGAAAUAUAUUCAAUAAAAAAGUCACGAAAAAAAUUAACAAAAGAUGAAUUAUUUUAUGAUCCUGAAAUCGAUAAUGAUGAUGAAAUUUGGAUGAAAAAAAAAUUGGCUCAGUAUAAUACCGAGACGACAAACCAAACGACAACAAAUCAAACAAAAGAAAUAACAAAUCAAGCAGCAAACCAAAGUCAAACAGAUGCGAUAUUAUCAUGUCCCAUGUGUUUUACUGUUUUAAAAAAUUGUAAAAUUAAUCGGUCAGAACGAUUAGUUUAUACUGAUAAAGAAAAUGCUAAAAAACGUAGUAAAAGUAAAAAUAAAAGAUUAUCAGAUAAACAAAAGCAAAGACCUACUAAUUCAGCAGAUGUUGAACUAGAUGUCAAAAGCGAUGAUACGAUAAAAGAGGAAAUUUAUUAUCCCGUAGAAUGUGAAAUUUGUGGAACUAAAGUUGCAGUAGUGGAUGAAGAGGAA
This is a messenger RNA of Dentiscutata heterogama, 594 nucleotides long. The record is from the annotation of a GenBank genome assembly. Lineage: Eukaryota; Fungi; Glomeromycota; Glomeromycetes; Diversisporales; Gigasporaceae.